CGAGAAAGAAAACGGAGAAAAAAAUAGUAUUUAACAAACGUCACAAUUUUUUUUUAUUAGAAUCGGUAAAAUCUACACAGCGUUUAGCUCAACCCUAGGAAGCUUCACGCCGGUUUCUCAAAGCUUCGCUAUUUCUCGGUUCUCUACUCUCUCUCUCUCUCUCUCUCUCUCUCCGCGCCGCGCUCUCUCUCUCUAAACUUAGCUCAGCCUAUCGAUUAAUUCCUCUCCGGAAUAAGGAAAUUUCACCUCGAUUUAUUGAUUAGUCGGAAGAAUUCGGAACCAAUUCUGAACCAGACCUGAAAUUUUCCAAUGGGGCGGAAGAAGCCGAGUGCUCGAGGUGGAGAUGCUGAGCAGCAACCUCCUGCGUCAUCUCUCGUUGGUGCUACUAAAUCUAAGAAGAAAGGUGCUCAAAUUGAUGACGAUGAGUACUCAAUAGGUACUGAGUUGUCUGAGGAGUCUAAAGUUGAGGAAGAGAAGGUUGUUGUUAUCACUGGGAAGAAGAAGGGUAAGAAAGGUAAUAAGAAGGGUACGCAGCAGGAUGAUGAUGAUGAUUUUUCUGAUAAGGUUUCGGCUGCGGGGGUGAAAGACGAUGUUCCUGAGAUAGCUUUUGUUGGGAAGAAGAAGUCGAAAGGUAAGAAGGGCGGUGGUUCUGUUAGCUUUGCCUUGCUUGAUGAUGAAGAUGAGAAGGAGGAUAAUGAAUCUGAUGGUGACAAAGAUGAUGAGCCAGUUAUAAGUUUUACGGGUAAGAAGCAUGCGUCUAAGAAGGGUAAAAAAGGCGGUAAUUCAUUUGCCGCUUCAGCUUUUGAUGCACUUGGUAGUGAUGAUGAUGAUACAGAGGAAGUGCACGAAGAUGAGGAAGAAGAGUCUCCUAUCACCUUCUCUGGUAAGAAAAAGAAGUCAUCUAAGUCUUCGAAGAAGAACACUAACUCGUUUACCGCUGAUUUGCUCGAUGAAGAAGAAGGGACUGAUGCUUCAAACUCUAGAGACGACGAAAAUACAAUUGAAGAUGAAGAGAGCCCUGAAGUAACGUUUUCAGGUAAGAAGAAAUCUUCUAAAAAGAAGGGCGGCAGUGUUUUGGCCUCAGUAGGUGAUGACUCAGUUGCAGACGAAACUAAAACUUCUGAUACUAAGAAUGUGGAGGUUGUGGAAACUGGAAAGAGUAAGAAAAAGAAGAAGAAUAACAAGAGUGGAAGGACAGUACAGGAAGAGGAAGAUUUGGACAAACUUCUUGCAGCACUUGGAGAAACCCCUGCUGCUGAAAGACCUGCUUCAUCUACGCCUGUAGAAGAGAAAGCAGCUCAGCCUGAGCCAGUUGCACCUGUGGAGAAUGCUGGUGAGAAGGAAGGAGAAGAAGAGACUGCUGCUGCGAAGAAAAAGAAAAAGAAGAAGGAGAAAGAGAAGGAGAAAAAAGCAGCAGCUGCUGCUGCAGCAACCUCUUCUGUAGAGGUUAAGGAGGAAAAACAAGAAGAAUCAGUAACUGAGCCACUACAGCCGAAGAAGAAGGAUGCAAAGGGUAAAGCAGCAGAGAAGAAAAUUCCUAAACAUGUUAGAGAGAUGCAAGAGGCUCUUGCUCGUCGGCAAGAAGCUGAAGAGCGAAAAAAGAAGGAAGAAGAAGAAAAAUUGAGGAAGGAGGAAGAGGAGCGCCGCAGGCAGGAAGAGCUUGAGGCUCAAGCUGAGGAGGCUAAGCGUAAGAGAAAGGAAAAGGAAAAGGAGAAACUGUUGAGGAAGAAGCUAGAGGGCAAGCUUCUAACAGCAAAGCAAAAGACUGAAGCUCAAAAGAGGGAGGCUUUUAAGAACCAGUUACUUGCUGCUGGUGGAGGUCUUCCUGUUGCAGAUAAUGAUGGUGAUGCUACUUCCUCAAAGCGUCCCAUUUACGCCAACAAGAAAAAAUCAUCUCGCCAGAAAGGCAUUGACACUUCUGUUCAGGGGGAAGAUGAGGUAGAGCCAAAAGAGAAUCAAGCAGAUGAACAAGAUACUUUAGGUGAAGUGGGUUUAACAGACACUGGAAAGGUUGAUUUAAUAGAGUUAGUAAACACAGACGAAAAUUCAGGACCUGCUGAUGUAGCUCAGGAAAAUGGGGUUGAGGAAGAUGACGAAGAAGAUGAAUGGGAUGCGAAAAGCUGGGGUACGGUCGAUCUUAACCUUAAAGGUGAUUUUGAUGACGAGGAGGAAGAAGCUCAGCCUGUGGUUAAGAAAGAAUUAAAGGAUGCUAUAUCAAAGGCGCAUGAUUCAGAACCUGAAGCUGAAAAACCAACAGCUAAACCAGCAGGUACAGGCAAACCACUAAUAGCUGCCGUAAAAGCUACACCUGAAGUGGAAGAUGCUACACGGACAAAACGUGCUACCCGAGCAAAAGAUGCCUCUAAGAAGGGUAAAGGCUUAGCUCCAAGUGAAUCUAUUGAGGGUGAAGAAAAUCUCCGCUCUCCCAUUUGCUGCAUCAUGGGUCAUGUCGAUACUGGUAAGACAAAGCUGUUGGAUUGCAUCAGAGGAACAAAUGUACAGGAAGGCGAGGCUGGAGGUAUUACUCAGCAGAUUGGUGCAACAUAUUUCCCAGCUGAAAACAUCCGAGAGAGGACCAAGGAACUGAAAGCCGAUGCAAAACUCAAGGUGCCAGGUUUAUUAGUUAUUGAUACACCUGGCCACGAGUCCUUCACGAAUCUGCGGUCAAGAGGUUCAAGUUUGUGUGACCUUGCAAUUUUGGUGGUGGACAUAAUGCAUGGGUUAGAGCCACAAACCAUAGAAUCUCUAAAUCUUUUGAGGAUGAGGAAUACAGAGUUCAUUGUUGCAUUGAAUAAGGUGGAUAGGCUAUAUGGAUGGAAAACAUGCAAGAAUGCUCCUAUCGUGAAGGCAAUGAAGCAGCAAAAUAAAGAUGUUAUAAAUGAAUUUAACUUGAGGCUGAAAAAUAUUAUAAACGAGUUCCAGGAGCAAGGACUUAACACUGAGCUUUAUUACAAGAAUAAAGACAUGGGAGACACUUUCAGUAUUGUUCCUACUAGUGCUAUUAGUGGAGAAGGGGUCCCAGAUCUCUUGCUGUGGUUGGUUCAAUGGGCUCAGAAAACAAUGGUUGAGAAACUUACAUAUGUUGACGAAGUGCAGUGUACUGUACUUGAGGUCAAAGUUAUUGAAGGCCAUGGUACAACGAUUGAUGUUGUGUUGGUAAACGGUGAACUCCAUGAAGGUGAUCAAAUCGUCGUUUGUGGGCUACAGGGACCUAUUGUCACAACAAUUAGAGCAUUACUGACCCCGCAUCCAAUGAAGGAGUUACGGGUGAAGGGUACUUAUCUGCAUUACAAAGAAAUAAAGGCUGCACAGGGUAUCAAGAUUACUGCCCAGGGCCUUGAACACGCAAUUGCUGGUACUGCCCUGCAUGUGGUUGGACCUGAUGAUGACAUCGAGGCAAUUAAGGAGUCGGCUAUGGAAGAUAUGGAGUCGGUUUUGAGCAGAAUUGACAAAAGUGGCGAAGGAGUUUAUGUACAAGCGUCUACAUUAGGGUCAUUAGAAGCAUUGCUUGAAUACUUGAAGUCCCCAGCUGUAAAGAUACCUGUAAGUGGUAUUGGCAUAGGGCCUGUGCAUAAGAAGGAUGUAAUGAAGGCAGGAGUUAUGCUCGAGAGAAAAAAGGAAUAUGCUACAAUUUUGGCUUUUGAUGUGAAAGUUACUACAGAGGCUCGUGAACUUGCAGACGAAAUGGGAGUUAAGAUCUUCUGCGCUGAUAUCAUCUAUCAUCUAUUUGAUCUGUUUAAGGCUUACAUUGAGAAUAUCAAAGAGGAGAAAAAGAAGGAAUCAGCCGAUGAGGCAGUCUUCCCAUGUGUCCUUCAGAUUUUACCUAACUGUGUGUUCAAUAAGAAAGACCCAAUAGUCCUUGGAGUUGAUGUCAUCGAGGGUAUACUUAAGAUUGGAACCCCCAUUUGCGUCCCUGGCAGAGAGUUCAUCGAUAUUGGCCGAAUUGCCUCGAUUGAGAAUAACCACAAGCCUGUUGACUAUGCAAAGAAGGGCAACAAGGUGGCAAUAAAGAUUGUUGGUUCGAAUGCUGAAGAACAGAAGAUGUUUGGAAGGCACUUUGACAUGGAAGAUGAGCUAGUGAGUCACAUAUCGAGGAGAUCUAUCGACAUACUAAAAUCUAACUACCGGGAUGAAUUAUCGUUGGAAGAAUGGAAGCUAGUAGUGAAACUGAAGAACAUCUUCAAGAUACAGUAGGAGAUUCAAAUGUCUACUUUGGAGCUUGAAACACUCUCACAUGCCUUGUUAUGCCGUGUCUGCGUCGAUGCAGAACAAAUAGAUUCGUCUUCCUGCUUCUAGCGGAGAAGCCUUCACAGAAGAUUUGAAAGAGAGACAAGAGAGAGUUUUUGUUUUUGGUUUAUUUUCUUUCUUUUUUUGGUCUUUCUCCCUGAAAAGUGCUGAAUAAUUGGUUCAUGAACCUUCAUGCUGGCAAAUUGCAGGGGAAAGAAGAGCCUUGGGUCUUGAGAUAUACCACAUAUCAUCUUUAUAUAUGCUUUUUUUGACUUAUUUCCAUUUUUGUUGACAAAGGAAAAUAUUCGAAUAAAUGUUUUUGUCCAAUUACUAUGUUCUCUGUGGUGUCAAAUCUUGAGUUUCCGUUAAGGGAAAAUACUUACAAAAAUGAAUUAUCACAUCUAAUAUCAAGUUACAGUCAUGAAGUUUUG
Messenger RNA from Arabidopsis thaliana (thale cress), 4658 nucleotides. Its product is annotated as eukaryotic translation initiation factor 2 (eIF-2) family protein. Gene Ontology annotation, molecular function: GTPase activity; GTP binding. The transcript has 13 exons. Bases 310 to 4194 code for a protein of 1294 amino acids. Gene Ontology annotation, cellular component: cytoplasm. Lineage: Eukaryota; Viridiplantae; Streptophyta; Magnoliopsida; Brassicales; Brassicaceae. The record is from RefSeq and is marked reviewed.